GCGCGGCGCGGCGCGGCGCUCGCGGCUGCUGCCUGGGAGGGAGGCCGGGCAGGCGGCUGAGCCGCGCGGCUCUCAACCUGACGGGGAAGUGGUUCGGGCGGCCGCGGCUUACUACCCCAGGGCGAACGGACGGACGACGGAGGCGGGAGCCGGUAGCCGAGCCGGGCGACCUAGAGAGCGAGCGGGUCAGGCUCAGCGUCGGCCACUCUGUCGGUCCGCUGAAUGAAGUGCCCGCCCCUCUGAGCCCGGAGCCCGGCGCUUUCCCCGCAAGAUGGACGGUUUCGCCGGCAGUCUCGAAAUGGGGUUUUGCCAUGUUGCCCAGGCUGGUCUUGAACUCUGGGCUCAAGUGAUCUGCCUGCUUCAGCUUCCCAAAAUUCUGGGAUUACAGGGAUGAUAGUAUUUCUGCUGCAAGUACUUCUGAUGUUCAAGAUCGCCUGUCAGCUCUUGAGUCACGAGUUCAGCAACAAGAAGAUGAAAUCACUGUGCUAAAGGCGGCUUUGGCUGAUGUUUUGAGGCGUCUUGCAAUCUCUGAAGAUCAUGUGGCCUCAGUGAAAAAAUCAGUCUCAAGUAAAGGCCAACCAAGCCCUCGAGCAGCUAUUCCCAUGUCCUGUAUAACCAAUGGAAGUGGUGCAAACAGAAAACCAAGUCAUACCAGUGCUCUCUCAAUUGCAGGAAAAGAAACUCUUUCAUCUGCUGCUAAAAGUGGUACAGAAAAAAAGAAAGAAAAACCACAAGGACAGAGAGAAAAAAAAGAGGAAUCUCAUUCUAAUGAUCAAAGUCCACAAAUUCGAGCAUCACCUUCUCCCCAGCCCUCUUCACAACCUCUCCAAAUACACAGACAAACUCCAGAAAGCAAGAAUGCUACUCCCACCAAAAGCAUAAAACGACCAUCACCAGCUGAAAAGUCACAUAAUUCUUGGGAAAAUUCAGAUGAUAGCCGUAAUAAAUUGUCGAAAAUACCUUCAACACCCAAAUUAAUACCAAAAGUUACCAAAACUACAGACAAGCACAAAGAUGUCAUCAUCAACCAAGAAGGAGAAUAUAUUAAAAUGUUUAUGCGCGGUCGGCCAAUUACCAUGUUCAUUCCUUCCGAUGUUGACAACUAUGAUGACAUCAGAACGGAACUGCCUCCUGAGAAGCUCAAACUGGAGUGGGCAUAUGGUUAUCGAGGAAAGGACUGUAGAGCUAAUGUUUACCUUCUUCCGACUGGGGAAAUAGUUUAUUUCAUUGCAUCAGUAGUAGUACUAUUUAAUUAUGAGGAGAGAACUCAACGACACUACCUGGGUCAUACAGACUGUGUGAAAUGCCUUGGUAUACAUCCUGACAAAAUUAGGAUUGCAACUGGACAGAUAGCUGGCGUGGAUAAAGAUGGAAGGCCUCUACAACCCCACGUCAGAGUGUGGGAUUCUGUUACUCUAUCCACACUGCAGAUUAUUGGACUUGGCACUUUUGAGCGUGGAGUAGGAUGCCUGGAUUUUUCAAAAGCAGAUUCAGGUGUUCAUUUAUGUGUUAUUGAUGACUCCAAUGAGCAUAUGCUUACUGUAUGGGACUGGCAGAAGAAAGCAAAAGGAGCAGAAAUAAAGACAACAAAUGAAGUUGUUUUGGCUGUGGAGUUUCACCCAACAGAUGCAAAUACCAUAAUUACAUGCGGUAAAUCUCAUAUUUUCUUCUGGACCUGGAGCGGCAAUUCACUAACAAGAAAACAGGGAAUUUUUGGGAAAUAUGAAAAGCCAAAAUUUGUGCAGUGUUUAGCAUUCUUGGGGAAUGGAGAUGUUCUUACUGGAGACUCAGGUGGAGUCAUGCUUAUAUGGAGCAAAACUACUGUAGAGCCCACACCUGGGAAAGGACCUAAAGGUGUAUAUCAAAUCAGCAAACAAAUCAAAGCUCAUGAUGGCAGUGUGUUCACACUUUGUCAGAUGAGAAAUGGGAUGUUAUUAACUGGAGGAGGGAAAGACAGAAAAAUAAUUCUGUGGGAUCAUGAUCUGAAUCCUGAAAGAGAAAUAGAGGUUCCUGAUCAGUAUGGCACAAUCAGAGCUGUAGCAGAAGGAAAGGCAGAUCAAUUUUUAGUAGGCACAUCACGAAACUUUAUUUUACGAGGAACAUUUAAUGAUGGCUUCCAAAUAGAAGUACAGGGUCAUACAGAUGAGCUUUGGGGUCUUGCCACGCAUCCCUUCAAAGAUUUGCUCUUGACAUGUGCUCAGGACAGGCAGGUGUGCCUGUGGAACUCAGUGGAACACAGGCUGGAAUGGACCAGGCUGGUAGAUGAACCAGGACACUGUGCAGAUUUUCAUCCAAGUGGCACAGUGGUGGCCAUAGGAACGCACUCAGGCAGGUGGUUUGUUCUGGAUGCAGAAACCAGAGAUCUAGUUUCUAUCCACACAGACGGGAAUGAACAGCUAUCUGUGAUGCGCUACUCAAUAGAUGGUACCUUCCUGGCUGUAGGAUCUCAUGACAACUUUAUUUACCUCUAUGUAGUCUCUGAAAAUGGAAGAAAAUAUAGCAGAUAUGGAAGGUGCACUGGACAUUCCAGCUACAUCACACACCUUGACUGGUCCCCAGACAACAAGUAUAUAAUGUCUAACUCGGGAGACUAUGAAAUAUUGUACUGGGACAUUCCAAAUGGCUGCAAACUAAUCAGGAAUCGAUCGGAUUGUAAGGACAUUGAUUGGACGACAUAUACCUGUGUGCUAGGAUUUCAAGUAUUUGGUGUCUGGCCAGAAGGAUCUGAUGGGACAGAUAUCAAUGCACUGGUGCGAUCCCACAAUAGAAAGGUGAUAGCUGUUGCCGAUGACUUUUGUAAAGUCCAUCUGUUUCAGUAUCCCUGCUCCAAAGCAAAGGCUCCCAGUCACAAGUACAGUGCCCACAGCAGCCAUGUCACCAAUGUCAGUUUUACUCACAAUGACAGUCACCUGAUAUCAACUGGUGGAAAAGACAUGAGCAUCAUUCAGUGGAAACUUGUGGAAAAGUUAUCUUUGCCUCAGAAUGAGACUGUAGCGGAUACUACUCUAACCAAAGCCCCCGUCUCUUCCACUGAAAGUGUCAUCCAAUCUAAUACUCCCACACCGCCUCCUUCUCAGCCCUUAAAUGAGACAGCUGAAGAGGAAAGUAGAAUAAGCAGUUCUCCCACACUUCUGGAGAACAGCCUGGAACAAACUGUGGAGCCAAGUGAAGACCACAGCGAGGAGGAGAGUGAAGGGGGCAGCGGAGACCUUGGUGAGCCUCUUUAUGAAGAGCCAUGCAACGAGAUAAGCAAGGAGCAGGCCAAAGCCACCCUUCUGGAGGACCAGCAAGACCCUUCGCCCUCGUCCUAACACCCUGGCUUCAGUGCAACUCUUUUCCUUCAGCUGCAUGUGAUUUUAUGAUAAAGUUCAGGUAACAGGAUGGGCAGUGAUGGAGAAUCACUGUUGAUUGAGAUUUUGGUUUCCAUGUGAUUUGUUUUCUUCAAUAGUCUUAUUUUCAGUCUCUCAAAUGCAGCCAACUUAAAGUUUUAGUUUGGUGUUUAUUGAAAAUUAGCCAAACUUAAUACUAGGAGAAGACUGAAACAUUAAUGAUGUCUCACAAAUUACUGUGUACCUAAGUGGUGUGAUGUAAAUACUGGAAACAAAAACAGCAGUUGCAUUGAUUUUGAAAACAAACCCCCUUGUUAUCUGAACAUGUUUUCUUCAGGAACAACCAGAGGUAUCACAAACACUGUUACUCAUCUACUGGCUCAGACUGUACUACUUUUUUUUUUUUUUUCCUGAAAAAGAAACCAGAAAAAAAUGUACUCUUACUGAGAUACCCUCUCACCCCAAAUGUGUAAUGGAAAAUUUUUAAUUAAGAAAAACUUCAGUUUUGCCAAGUGCAAUGGUGUUGCCUUCUUUAAAAAAUGCCGUUUUCUUACACUACCAGUGGAUGUCCAGACAUGCUCUUAGUCUACUAGAGAGGUGCUGCCUUUUCUAAGUCAUAAUGAGGAACAGUCCCUUAAUUUCUUGUGUGCAACUCUGUUUUAUCCUAGAACUAAGAGAGCAUUGGUUUGUUAAAGAGCUUUCAAUGUAUAUUAAAACCUUCAAUACUCAGAAAUGAUGGAUUCCUCCAAGGAGUCCUUUACUAGCCUAAACAUUCUCAAAUGUUUGAGAUUCAAGUGAAUGGAAGGAAAACCACAUGCCUUUAAAACUAAACUGUAAUAAUUACCUGGCUAAUUUCAGCUAAGCCUUCAUCAUAAUUUGUUCCCUCAAUAAUAGGAGAAAUAUAAAUACAGUAAGUUUAGAUUAUUGAAUUGGUGCUUGAAAUUUAUUGGUUUUGUUGUAAUUUUAUACAGAUUAUAUGAGGGAUAAGAUACUCAUCAAAUUGCAAAUUCUUUUUUUUUACAGAAGUGUGGAUAACAGUCACAGCAGUUUUUUUUUUACCAACAGCAUACUUAACAGACUUGCUGUGUAGCAGUUUUUUUCUGGUGGAGUUGCUGUAAGUCUUGUAAGUCUAAUGUGGCUGUCCUACUCUUUUGGGCAAUGCAUGUAUUAUGCAUUGGAAAGGUAUUUUUUUUAAGUUCUGUUGGCUAGCUAUGGUUUUCAGUACGUUUCCUACUUUAAGAGUAAUUACUGACAAAUAUGUAUUUCCUAUAUGUUUAUACUUUGAUUAUAAAAAAGUAUUUUGUUUUGAUUUUUUAACUUGCUGCAUUGUUUUGAUACUUUUUAUUUUUUUGGUCAAAUCAUGUUUAGAAACUUUGGAUGAGUUAAGAAGUCUUAAGUAUGCAGGCGUUUACGUGAUUGUGCCAUUCCAAAGUGCAUCAGAACUGUCAUUCCCUUCUAAUAUCUUCUCAGGAGUAAUACAAAUCAGGUAUUUCAUCAUCAUUUGGUAAUAUGAAAACUCCAGUGAACUCCCAAGGACUUUACAACAUUUAUAUUCACACGCUGUAUGGAAGGGUGUGGGUGUGUGUGAAGGGGCGAGUGGAGACAGUGUGUGUAUCUCUAGAUAAGAAGAUAUGCACCACGUUGAAAAUACUCAGUGUAGAUCUCUAUGUGUAUAGGUAUCUGUAUAUCUUUCCUUUUGUUUACAACUGUUAAAAAACCUCAAAAUAGUUCUCUUCAAAAGAAGAGAGAUUCCAAGCAACCCAUCUUUUUUCAAUAUGUUCUGUACAUAGUUAUCGGAGCGUGCCAGUAAGUAUCAGGCAUAUAUAUCUAUCUGUCUGUUAGCAGUGAUUAUUACAUCAUCAGAUCAGCAUGUGCUAUACUCCCUGCAAGAAAUAUACUGACAUGAACAGGCAGUUCUUGGAGAAGAAAGAGCAUUUCUUUAAGUACCUGGGGAAUACAGCUCUCGGUGAUCAGCAGGGAGUUUAUUUGAGGACAUCAGUCACCUUUGGGGUUGCCAUGUACAAUGAGAUUUAUAAUCAUGAUACUCUUCGGUGGUAGUUUCAAAAGACACUACUAAUACGCAGGAAGCGUUCCAGCUAUUUAAUGCUGGCAACUACUGUUUAAUGGUCAGUUAAAUCUGUGAUAAUGGUUGGAAGUGGGUGGGGUUAUGAAAUUGUAGAUGUUUUUAGAAAAACUUGUGAAUGAAAAUGAAUCCAAGUGUUUCAUGUGAAGAUGUUGAGCCAUUGCUAUCAUGCAUUCCUGUCUCAUGGCAGAAAAUUUUGAAGAUUAAAAAAUAAAAUAAUCAAAAUGUUUCCUCUUUCUAA
Molecule: messenger RNA, 5653 nt
Organism: Gorilla gorilla gorilla (western lowland gorilla)
Lineage: Eukaryota; Metazoa; Chordata; Mammalia; Primates; Hominidae
Gene: EML4
Product: EMAP like 4
Exons: 24
Coding region: 603-3311 (902 amino acids)
Biological process (GO): microtubule cytoskeleton organization
Cellular component (GO): mitotic spindle
Molecular function (GO): microtubule binding
Source: RefSeq, a predicted model, not a curated record